AGCAAGUAUACAUUUUUUGAGCCUUUUUAGAGAAAAUCAUAUCAUUGUAGUAAAUUAUGCAAAUUACGCGAUUAUGUCAUGGUGACCACGCCCAUAGCCACGCCCCCACCGCCACAGGUAUCUUGGCAGUUUGUGGGAAACACUGUAUACGUAUAUAUAUAUAUAUAUAUAUAUAUAUAUAUACAUACACAUAUACAUACACAUAUAUACAUAUAUGUAUAUAUAUUUACAUAUAUACUGUACAUAUAUAUAUAAACAUAUACAGCCAUGGUCAAAAGUGUACGUACACUUGUAAAGAACAUCAUGUCAUGGCUGUCUUGAGUUUCCAGUAAUUUCUACAACUCUUAUGUUUUUGUGAUGUAGUGAUUGGAGCACAUACUUGUUGGACACAAAAAACAUUCAUGAAGUUUGCUUCUUUUAUGAAUUUAUUAUGGCUCUACUGAAAAUGUGAGGGUCAAAAGUAUACAUACAGCAAUGUUAAUAUUUGCUUACAUGUCCCUUGGCAAGUUUACCUGCAAUAAGGCGCUUUUGGUAGCCAUCCACAAGCUUCUGCUGGAAUUUUGGACCACUCCUCUUGACAAAAUUGGUGCAGUUCAGCUAAAUGUGUUGCUUUUCUGACAUGGACUUGUUUCUUCAGCAUUGUCCACACCUUUAAGUCAGGACUUUGGGUAAGGCCAUUCUAAAACCUUCAUUCUAGCCUGAUUUAGCCAUUCCUUUACCACUUUUGAGGUCAUUGUCCUGUUGGAACACCCAACUGCGCCCAAGACCCAACCUCGGGACUGAUGAUUUUAGCUCGUCCUGAAGAAUGUGGAGCAACACCAUCACGUGACCAGCCCUACAUGUCCGCUGUACACAUGAGAGUCCACAUGCGAGAGAAGAAAAACAAACAUGAAGCGACGCAAGAGAAGUGCUGUGUGGGAACAUUUCACCCUAAAAGAGGACGAUGCAACGUGCAAAAUAUGUAAGGCUGUUUUGAAGUACAACAAUUCAACCAGUUCGUUAAAUUACCACCUAAAAAGUUUACAUGCCGCUGUGCUUGGAGGAGAGAGUGGAGGCGGAGCACGGCCAGGCCAGCCCUCCGUCGCCGAAGCGUUUUCCAAAAGAAAAGCGGUGUGUGAUGACGCACGGGCAGAGGGCAUCACCCAGAGGAUUUGCAACAUGGUUGAAAAGGAUAUGCUGCCUAUAAGCAUUGUGGAUGGCAAGGGGUUUCGUGAGUUGAUGAACUAUUGUGAGCCAGACUACCAAAUCCCUUCUCGAGAAACAAUAACAACCCGCAUAGAGGCUCGCUACAAAAGAAAGAAAGCCGAGCUGAAAGCACGACUGGCCAACACGCAUGUAGCAAUAACCACUGACUGUUGGACGUCAAAUACAACAGAGAGCUAUAUCACCGUCACUUGCCACUACAUGGAGGACUGGCUGAUGAGGUCGGCAGUCCUAGCCACAGAGAGUAUGCCGAUGAGCCAUACGGCUGAUAAUUUAGCAGAACGGCUGAAUGAAAUUGUGCAUGCAUGGGGGCUGACCGGGCGAGUGAUAGCCUGUGUUCACGACAACGCGAGUAACAUCCCUUUGUUAAAAUUUCAAUUGUCCACCUGCCUGAUGAUCUAAAUAUUAAGUUGAUUGUUGUAGCCAGGGUUGGCUAAACUUGGCUUGCUUAAUAUUUUACUAUCACGAUCACCAUUGUCUUUCAGGAAUGUUUACUUGAAGUUGUUGUCAGCCUGUUUCAAGCUGACUGAUUAUUACAUUAAUGUUUACACUAAUAGUUUGUGAGAGACAAACUAAGAUGGGCAUAGUGCAUGCACUUUAUUUUAUUUUAUGCAGUGACAUGUUUUUCAUUCAGUUCUUCUGUCAGCCUCACUUGAGCCCAAAUGUUAAGUUGAAUCAAUGACUGUUCUUCUGCAGCAGGCUUAGGUUUACUUAUUUUGCUGUUACUUACAAUUUCAGGGAUGUCUGCCUUAUAUUUUUUCAAGUUGACUGUCAUAUAGGCACUUUUCCCAGUUCAAGAGGGAUUCAAUUAAUGUUGCAGCUUGCAGGCUGCUAGCCUUCUAAUAGUUUGUGAGACAGACUAAGAUGUGCAUUGUGCAUGUUGUGCACUUGAUGUUACUUUAUUUUUCUUGUCUUUACAGUAGUGAGUGAGUGACAUGUUUUUUCACUUCAGUUCUUGUCAGCCUCACCUGAGUCCAAAGGUGAAGUUCUGCAGCAGACUGCAACAGCCAACAGGCUUACUUAUUUGCUGCCUGCUGUUACAAUUUUCAGGGAUGUCUUCCUUGU
Entelurus aequoreus (snake pipefish) is the source of this 2268-nucleotide messenger RNA. Its product is annotated as E3 SUMO-protein ligase ZBED1-like. NCBI's taxonomy places the organism in Eukaryota, Metazoa, Chordata, Actinopteri, Syngnathiformes, Syngnathidae. The transcript has 2 exons. The record is from RefSeq and is a predicted model, not a curated record. The coding region runs from base 889 to 1605 and encodes 238 amino acids. Gene Ontology annotation, molecular function: DNA binding.